Diaporthe amygdali is the source of this 477-nucleotide messenger RNA. RefSeq lists its product as uncharacterized. The transcript has 2 exons. The record is from RefSeq and is a predicted model, not a curated record. NCBI's taxonomy places the organism in Eukaryota, Fungi, Ascomycota, Sordariomycetes, Diaporthales, Diaporthaceae. The coding region runs from base 1 to 477 and encodes 158 amino acids.
AUGUCGUCCAAGCGGUUGCAGACUGCUACCAAGUUCGUGGAUCAUUAUGCCAAGCAUGACAACGAGGUGCUUCACACCUUGCUCACCGACGACCUUACCUAUGAGUUUGCGCCGUCCCGCUCUCUUGACAACUUGAAAGCACUGGACAAGGCAGGCUAUCUUGAAUUCAAGGAAGGCAUGAAGCUAGCAAUGACCGGAUACCCACUCGAUGUCAAUAAGUAUAUUGAAGGAGAAAGCGCCAAUAUGGUCGUUGUCUGGGCCACGGGCGGCCCGCAGUGGCGGGAGGAACUCAAGGACUACGAGGUGUUUUCCGAGGAACAAUGGGCGUAUGUGGGCGAGUUCGUCUUCAUGCUGACCAUGGACGAGACGGGGGAAAAGAUCACCAAGAUUGUCGAGUUCGUGGAUAGCAAAGGCACGGACAACAAGAUUUGGCCCCUGGCUCAGCGUGCCUUGGGCAACUUGCAGAAGCCGAAGUAG